AUGGCAAUUGAGGAAGAAAAUCCUGAAUUAACGGCUGGUUUUAUUGAAGGUGAUAUGGAUAUAGAUUUAAAUAGAAAUGGAGGCACUGAUGAAAAUAAAAGAUGGCCCGAUGGCAUAGUAUACUAUAAAAUAAGUGAAGAAUAUGAUGAGGACCAUAUCCGAUAUAUACGUGAAGCCAUGGACGCUAUUGAAAACGACAGCUGUAUACAAUUCCUUGAAGCUUCUGAAAAUACGACCGCUUAUGUGGAAAUUUCCGCUCAACAAAAUGGUUGUUUUUCUAAAAUUGGUUAUCGUGGUACUAAACAGGAAAUGAAUCUACAAUACUAUGCUCUUGACAGAGGCUGCUUCGUAAAGGGUACUAUUAUGCAUGAACUCUUACAUGUUUUGGGUUUCUAUCAUCAACAUAAUGUACCUGAUCGUGAUGAAUAUAUUCGCAUUAUAGAGGGUAAUGUUAAGGAGGGAUAUAUGAAGAACUUUAACAAAUACAAUGAGGGGGCUGUAACAAGUUUUGGUGUUGAAUAUGAUUAUGCUAGUAUAAUGCAUUAUCAUGCUACAGCAUAUUCGAAAUAUGGCUUUACGACUAUAGUUCCACUGGGCGAUGAGUAUAGAGAAAUUGGUCAACGUCGUGGUUUGAGUGAGGGUGAUAUUACUAAACUUAAGGCAAUGUAUAAUUUGUACGGCUACACAGCUCCUAUUAAUACCGAAAUAUGGGAAGAAGAUCCCGAAUUAACAGCGGGUUAUUAUGAAGGUGAUAUGCUGCUAGCAACCAACAGAAAUGGUGUAACAGAUGUUUUAAAAACUUGGCCUUUGGGCAUGGUUUACUAUAAAAUAGAUGAAGUGUUUAAUGCCGAUCAAAUCUCUUAUAUACAACAAGCUAUGGCUACCAUUGAAUCGGUAAGCUGUAUACGUUUCCUGGAGGCUGGAAAUGAUACCAGAGACUAUAUAAAUAUUACCGGAACAGCGCACGGUUGUUAUGCCACAGUGGGUUAUACGGGCUUUAAACAGACAUUAAAUUUACAUGUAAACGAUUUGGAUAAAGGCUGCUUUAUAAAAGGCAAGAUUAUGCAUGAACUAUUACACGCCUUAGGUUUCUAUCAUCAACAUAGUGCUCCAAAUCGAGAUGAAUAUAUUUGGGUUAUGCUGGACAAUGUUCAGGAUAAAUAUAAACAUUUCUUUAGGAAACAAAGUGAAAAGUUUGUCACCGACUUUGGUGUUGAAUAUGAUUAUGAGAGUGUUAUGCACUAUAGCUCUACGGCCUUUACGAAAAAUGGUCUAGCUACUAUAAUACCUUUAAAGAGCGAUGUGGAGAUAGGUCAGAGAAAAGGUAUAAGUUUCAAAGAUAUAUUGAAACUUAAUUUAAUGUAUGAUUGUGCUUUAAGGGAAGUAUAA
Messenger RNA from Lucilia sericata (common green bottle fly), 1389 nucleotides. Its product is annotated as seminal metalloprotease 1-like. The transcript has 4 exons. The record is from RefSeq and is a predicted model, not a curated record. Lineage: Eukaryota; Metazoa; Arthropoda; Insecta; Diptera; Calliphoridae. Gene Ontology annotation, biological process: proteolysis. The coding region runs from base 1 to 1389 and encodes 462 amino acids. Gene Ontology annotation, molecular function: metalloendopeptidase activity; zinc ion binding.